Pseudophryne corroboree (corroboree frog) is the source of this 1972-nucleotide messenger RNA. Its product is annotated as general transcription factor II-I repeat domain-containing protein 2B-like. The transcript is spliced from 2 exons. Lineage: Eukaryota; Metazoa; Chordata; Amphibia; Anura; Myobatrachidae. Gene Ontology annotation, biological process: positive regulation of glycogen biosynthetic process. The coding region runs from base 114 to 1910 and encodes 598 amino acids. The record is from RefSeq and is a predicted model, not a curated record.
AUAUGUACUUACUCCUAGUAAGGGUACUAAUACCAUGAUUCUGCUUUAUAUAGUGACUAUAUAGUCCAUGUGCAUGCUCUGCUGGGGUCUCUCGUUCUCACUGUACAGCAAACAUGAGCACCCCCAAGCAUCGGAAGGUGGACAGUGAAAAUCGCAUGUUUAAGGAACGUUGGGAGAUGGAUUAUUUGUUUGUAAAAACCAAAAAUAAACCCCAGUGCUUAGUGUGUUUCCAAAUAUUGUCUGUCUGCAAGGAAUACAAUGUAAAGCGGCAUUAUGUAUCUCAGCAUGAAUUCCAGUACUCCAAAUAUACCGGGGAUUUAAGGAUUGCAAUAAUAAAGGAGUUAAAAAGUAAACUGAAUAGUCAAGCCCCAGUGCCGGAACCAGCUCUAAACACAGAAAAGGCAGCUAUCAAGGCAUCAUUCCUCAUCUGCGAGGAAAUUGUAAAGAGGAAAAAAGCUUUCAGCGACGGAGCGUUUAUCAAGGAGUGCGCCGUCAAAAUGGCCCGUGCGUUUGGCAAUGAAGAAAUGGCAAAGAGUUUUGAAUCUGUAUCCCUCUCCCACCAAACUGUAGCCCGACGCAUUUCAGUCAUGGAUCAUUAUGUCAUACAGAAAGUUCACGAAGCCGUUAAGAACUGCACCUAUUUCUCUAUUGCAGUAGACGAGAACACAGACAUUACUGGUACCAACCAGCUCAUUAUUUGUAUCCGUACAGUGGACGAGGAUUUUAAUAUAUCAGAGGAGUUGUUACAUUUGACCCCAUUGCAAGGAGCUGGAAAAGACGAAGACAUUUAUGAGGAAGUGAAGACUGCUUUGGGGGAAUACGGUGGAUUUGAUAGGUGUAUAAGCAUUAUUACUGAUAGCGCCAGCUCCUCUGUCCUGAAAAACGCCGGCCUUACGGGCUUGCUAAGGAGAGAUGGCAUUGGCUGUCUGAUAUUUCACUGCAUCGUGCACGAGGAAGGUUUAGUAGGUACCUUAUUAAAAAUGUCUGACGUCAUGGAUGUUGUAAUAAAAAUUACCAAUUUGAUAAGAGACAAGAAAUGUGGCGUAACCCGCAGGAGAUUUAAGGCUUUGUUGGGAGAGCUUGAAGCGGCCAGUUGCGAGUUACCACAGAACAGAAACGUCCGAUGGCUAAGCAAAGGGAAUUAUCUCUAUACGUUCUUCAGACUUCGGAGGGAGAUUUAUUUGUUCCUAGCAGAAAUAAAGUCUGACCCUGCCUUGGAGAAACGUCUUUCUGACACGGACUUCCUCUGCUCCCUCGCCUUCCUAACCGACAUAACACAGAGUUUAAAUUUACUGAACACAAAUUUGCAAGAGAAGGAGCAGAACGUCAGCCAGCUCUACAAGCACAUUUCUGCUUUCAGAAACAAAUUGAUGCUGCUGAAAUUGAAUUUAUUAAGGAACGAGCUGCUCAAUUUUGAGUGCUGCAGUGAACUCUUUCAUGAAUUCAAAGAAAGUGGAACCAUCUUAGACUUUAACAGAUUUAUCCCAAAGAUUGAAACUCUUAUUGAGAACUUCAAUAGACGUUAUCAUGAGUUUAAUGAUCUGAACCCAAGUCUCAAAUUAUUCAAUAACCCGCUGACUAUUGAUAUAGUUUCUGCAGAUACACAUUACCAAAUGGAGCUGUGCGAAUUGCAGGCAGACUUAUUUCUAACAUCCAGAGCAGAAACGGCCAUCCCAUUCUUUAAACUGCUUCCUAGAGAUAGAUACCCAAAUUUAAAAGAUCUAGGAAUGAAAAUUGCCUGCAUGUUUGGCAGCACCUAUAUUUGUGAAAAGGCAUUUUCUGACUUGAACCAUAUAAAGUCAAAAUACAGGAAUAAUAUUUCGAACCGCACACUCCUACAAGCACUACGUCUGUCUACAACAAGUCUUAAGGUGGACAUAGACGAGUUGUUGUCACAACCAUCCCAUUAAAACUUGUCCUCUGAAUUCUUACAUACAAUAAACAAAUCCUGCCGGGUGUUUGUCCUUUUCAA